GAAGAGGAACGAGUGCUCGUGCAUAUAUAUAUAAUAUAUAUGUGUGUGUGACAGUGUUUUGUGGCCGUGUGUGUGUCUGUGCAUAUAUAUGCUUGCGAGAGCGCGGGCAGAGGAACGAGGAAGAGAUAUUACGCACGCACGCACGUCCGUGUCCGUCAAGAUGUCGUCGUCCGGACACAGCAGCCGCGCUCGCGCCGUCCACUCCGUCGGCUCGAUCAUCCAGAAGCUCCAGGGCCGCUUCGCGGACGCGAUGACGCCGCCUAAGCUGUCGACGGACAAGCGUACCCUGGACAAGACCUGGAAGCUGAUGGAUAAGGUGGUGAAGCUGUGCCAGCAUCAGCGGAUGAACCUGAAGAACUCGCCCCCGUUCAUCCUCGACAUCCUGCCGGACACCUAUCAGCGAUUACGGCUGAUCUACAGCAAGUACGAGGACCGGAUGCAGGUCCUGCACGGGAACGAGCACUUCUGCGUCUUUAUCAACAACUUGAUGCGGAAGUGCAAGCAGGCGAUCAAGCUGUUCAAGGAGGGCAAGGAGAAGAUGUUCGACGAGACGUCACACUAUCGCCGUAAUCUCACCAAGCUCAGCCUGGUCUUCAGCCACAUGCUGUCCGAGCUCAAGGCGAUCUUCCCCAACGGGGUCUUCGCCGGCGAUCAGUUUCGCAUCACCAAGGCCGACGCGGCGGAAUUUUGGAGGGAGCGCUUCGGGAACAGCACAUUGGUACCCUGGAAGGUAUUCAGACACGAAUUGAAUCAAGUGCAUCCCAUCAGUUCGGGUUUGCAAGCGAUGGCACUGAAAUCCACGAUAGAUUUGACGUGCAACGAUUACAUCUCCAACUUUGAAUUCGACGUAUUUACAAGGCUGUUUCAACCGUGGUCGACCCUCCUACGCAACUGGAAGAUUCUGGCUGUGACGCACCCUGGCUACGUGGCCUUCCUCACCUACGACGAGGUGAAGGCGCGUUUGCAGAAAUACUGCAUUACCAAGCCCGGGAGCUAUGUCUUUCGAUUAAGUUGCACUAGGCUGGGACAGUGGGCAAUCGGUUACGUCACGUCUGACGGUGAUAUCCUUCAAACUAUACCCCACAACAAAAGCCUUUGCCAGGCGUUGUUGGACGGCUACCGGGAAGGCUUCUACUUAUAUCCGGACGGCCGAAAUAUCAACCCGGACUUGACUUGGGCGGUGCAACCAACGCCGGAGGAGCAUAUAAAAGUUACAGCGGAGCAGUAUGAGUUGUACUGCGAGAUGGGUAGCACCUUCCAGCUCUGCAAGAUCUGCGCCGAACACGACAAGGACGUGAGGAUAGAACCUUGCGGCCAUCUUCUCUGUACUCCAUGUCUUACAGCUUGGCAGGUAGAUUCUGAGGGACAGGGUUGUCCGUUUUGCCGAGCCGAGAUUAAGGGUACCGAGCAGAUCGUCGUGGAUCCGUUCGACCCACGAAGAACGCAUCGACCUGGGGCGCAAUCGGCCACCGCCAGCAAUGCAUCGACUCCCACGCGGGAUCUCGACCCCGACACCGAGGACAUAAUGGAGCUGUGCAACGGCAACUGCGGUCUGAUGGUGUGCGACGACUCGGACGACGAGGAGGAUUCCACCAGCCCGACGAAUUCGCCGGUGCCGCCGCGGAGAAUCGUCCCGAGUCCGCCGUUGCCUCCUAGGAGACCCUCGCCGUCGCCCACGCCGAACAACCACCUCAGGAACGGGCGCCACCUGACGGUGCCGAAGGAGAACGCUCCGCCGCCGCCGUCCUCCGUCACCGUGAUAUUGAAUUACACCGACAACACGCAACAAAAUAACAAAGUUAACACGGAGGCGAGGUACGACAUGCUGCAUCGCGCCUCCUCGCCGUCGCCAGUGCCGCCGAUCCCGCCGAUCCCGCCGUCGACGGUGGCGGCGGCGGUGACCAGGAACCAUCCUCCCGGCGGACGUCGUCCACACGGAAACCACGGGGGCGGAACGCCUCAGCGGCAACCGCAGCCGCCGCCGACCUUGCCGGAGAAGACGUGUCGCGCGAGCGCGACCAGCUCGACGACGAUGACCACGACGAUUAGUCAAGGACCCAGUAGCAACAACCCCGCCGUGCCGCCAGUACCACCGCCCUUGUCGGCGCCGAGGCCGCCGAAGAGCGGCCAGGGCAAGGAGUCGGCCGGCAUCCGUCAGGAUCAUCACUACGAGAACACCUUCGUCAUCUGCGGCCCGAGUCAUCAGAUGAAGAACCUGGCGGUGAGCAGGGCCGCCGGUCUCAGGGCGCUGAUGAUGGCGAGGGACGAUCCAGGAGGCGGUAACAACGGCAACGGGAACGGUGGUGGUGGUAAUGGUGGCGGUGGCAGCGCGAUGAUCAAGUCCUCGGAGUCGGCGGCGUACGAGAACGUCAACGUCGAGCACAUCACGAGACUUACGGCGCUCGGCUUCGCCCAGGACGCCGUCAUCAGGGCCCUCGGCAUCACCAGGAACGACCUCGAGAUGGCGUGUGACAUCUUGCACGAGUUCGCCACAAAGUCCUCCUGACCAGGGCCGGACACCGAGGUCUCAUGACCGGCCUUACCCGCCAGACGGUACUUUUGACAGGGAACACGCGCAGACUCGUGCAAGUCCCACCUCUGAUGCGUUCGCGUACACAUCAUCAUUAUCAUCAUCAUCAUCAUCAUCCUCUUCAUCAUCGGGCGUUCUCGCUGCGUCGACGAGGACUCGACUGGACUGCACCGUCGUUUUGCACUUGAAGACAAAGGGAGAAACACCACUAUCAGUCAUCUUCGUUGUGGACCCUUCGCGAAAUAGGACGGACGAACGACCUUGAAAUGUCCUUGGAGAUGAAAAGACCGCCGUUCGCGCGACAGAAUGUAAAUAAAUAUAUAAGCGACGACCGACCAAAGGCGAUUUGCGGCUGCCGAAAUAUUCCUUCAUCAAGAUAGAGCCAUAUUUAGCGAGCAGUAGCGAUAGUUUAAAUAUAGUACGUCGUUACAUAUUUUCCUAAUCUAGUACCUCUCACUGGCGUAGUCACUAUAUAUAUAUAUAUAUAUAUAUAUAUAUAUAUAUAUAUAUAUGUAUAUGUAUAUAUUUCGUUCCUCGAUAUUACUUAAGGAUAAGGAUAAUUAAUUGUACAUUAAUUCGCAAAGAGAAACUCGCUUCUAACGUUGACGCACCUCGGAGAAGAAGGAUCCCUCUCUCGGUCGUCCGUUUUCCACAUUUUGUAUAUUAUACAAGCGUAUAUCUCACGAAAGGAAGAAGAGGAAGAAAACAACGAACCACGCGGUCUGUUAUAAAUCGCGUCGUUCCGACGUGUUUUCAGAAAUUACCACUUGUACGAAGGCAAUACGAUCCCUUUCACUUAUUCGGUUUUUAGAUAGUACAUAAAAUUCUACAUCGACUCGCUGGACACCCCUCGUUCACGAGUAUAUUCCUUCUGUCAAAUACAUAUACAGGGUGUCUCGAAAGUCCUGCAGCAGUCAACAAUCUCGAAAACUAAGGCGUUUUGAAGAAAAUGUCUCAAAUAAAAGAGUCGGACUAUAAAUAGCAUUUUGUUAAGACCAUGUAAAAUUUGUUUUGACAUUUUUUAAUGAAAACGUCUGUUUUUGAUUAAAUAUUCUUGUAGCUCUUAUCUCGAUAUCUCGUAUUUUUUGAUAUAAUAAUCUUACUUUAAUGCUUUUAUGUAUAAAAUAAUUAGACAAUGAAUUGUAAAGAAAACAUAGUUAUUUUUGAGAAAAUGUAUAUUAUUUGCAAUAUUUUUUCUUAAAGACAAUUAUGCGUUUUUAAUACAAAUUUAUCGGUCUUAUUAUUCUGUGCAAGUAAGAUUUUGAAAAAUUCUUAAGAUGCAUUCAAAAAUGAGAAUUUUUAUUUGCAAAUUUCAAAGUGAAUUAUUAUUAUUAUUUAA
This is a messenger RNA of Nylanderia fulva, 3869 nucleotides long. RefSeq names its product E3 ubiquitin-protein ligase CBL (gene Cbl). The record is from RefSeq and is a predicted model, not a curated record. Gene Ontology annotation, cellular component: plasma membrane; membrane raft. NCBI's taxonomy places the organism in Eukaryota, Metazoa, Arthropoda, Insecta, Hymenoptera, Formicidae. Gene Ontology annotation, biological process: negative regulation of epidermal growth factor-activated receptor activity; cell surface receptor signaling pathway. Gene Ontology annotation, molecular function: receptor tyrosine kinase binding; SH3 domain binding; calcium ion binding.